UAUCCCCGCUGUCUUUCCAUUCCAGGGGCGCCGAGACUGGGGGUGACUGGGAGUAGCGCAGCCUCCGGAGGAGGAGGCGGAGAUGGGACCAGGAAUCACCUUCAAGCCUAUGUCGUGAGGCUUUGGCAGAAAUUAAGAAGGAAGUAUCUCCAUUUAGAGACGGGGUUUCACCGUGUUAGCCAGAAUGGUCUCGAUCUCCUGACCUCGUGAUCCGCCCAUCUCAGCCUCCCAAAGGUGACUAGCUUUUUAAGUAAUGGUUCAUUGGCAUGGAUAAAUGUUCAGUGGGAGGAUUAGAAUUGACUGAACAGACUCCUGCUUUAUUAGGGAAUAUGGCCAUGGCAACUAGUCUCAUGGACAUAGGGGAUUCAUUUGGUCAUCCAGCUUGUCCUUUAGUUAGUAGAUCUAGAAACUCACCAGUGGAAGAUGAUGAUGAUGUUGUAUUUAUUGAAUCUAUACAACCUCCUUCAAUUUCUGCUCCAGCAAUAGCUGAUCAAAGAAACUUCAUACUUGCGUCAUCAAAAAAUGAAAAGCCACAAGGAAAUUAUUCUGUAAUUCCUCCUCCUUCAAGAGAUUUGGCGUCUCAGAAAGGAAAUAUAAGUGAGACAAUUGUUAUUGAUGAUGAAGAGGAUAUAGAAACAAAUGGAGGAGCGGAGAAAAAUUCUUCCUGUUUUAUUGAAUGGGGACUUCCUGGAACUAAAAACAAAACCAAAGAUUUGGACUUCUCCACUUCCAGUCUUUCAAGAAGUAAGACCAAGACUGGAGUAAGACCUUUUAACCCUGGUAGAAUGAAUGUGACAGGAGACUUAUUUCAGAAUGGAGAAUUUGCAACUCAUCAUAGUCCUGAUUCUUGGAUCUCCCAGUCAGCUUCAUUUCCCCGUAAUCAGAAACAGCCGGGGGUGGAUUCUUUAUCAACAGUGGCCUUACUUCGUAAGCAGAAUUUCCAGCCUACAGCCCAACAGCAACUUACUAAACCAGCUAAAAUCACUUGUGCAAAUUGCAAAAAACCUUUACAGAAGGGACAGACAGCUUAUCAACGAAAAGGAUCAGCUCACCUCUUUUGCUGUACCACCUGCCUUUCUUCCUUUUCUCAUAAACGUACUCAAAACACACGAAGUGUAAUAUGUAAAAAAGAUGCAUCUACAAAGAAGGCUGAUGUUGUUCUUCCAGUAGAAUCAAGCAGAUCCUUCCAAGAAUUUUGUAGUACAUCUUGUUUGUCUCCCUGUGAAAACAACCGGAAUCUUAAAAAAGGAGUUUUUAAUAAGUCAAGAUGUACAAUUUGUAGUAAAUUAGCAGAGAUUCACCAUGAAGUCAGCGUAAAUAAUGUAACACAUAAACUGUGCAGUAACCAUUGCUUUAAUAAGUACAGAUUGGCCAAUGGUCUAAUAAUGAACUGCUGUGAACACUGUGGAGAGUACAUGCCUAGUAAGAGUACUGGAAACAACAUCCUGGUGAUUGGAGGUCAGCAGAAGAGAUUUUGCUGCCAAAGUUGUAUUAACGAAUAUAAACAGAUGAUGGAAACAAAAUCAAAAAAAUUAACAGCAUCAGAAAAUAGAAAAAGGAAUGCUGUUAGAGAAGAAAAUGAGAAACAAUUCUGUGGAUCGUCAAGUACACUUUUGAAAAAAAUAGAUGGAAUCACAGAAAAAAAGGAAAAGAUUUCAGAGCUACACCUUUCGGUAGAAUGUGGCACGGAUACAUUACUGAUCAAAGAGAAUGUGAAUUUACCUCCUUCUUCCGCGUCAGCCAUAGCUGGUACAUUUCAAGAGCAACUGGAAGAGAAAAAUUUUGAAGACUCCAUUGUACCAGUUGUGCUUUCCGCAGAUCCAGGUACGUGGCCCCGAAUUUUGAAUAUUAAACAACGGGACACUCUUGUUGAAAAUGUUCCGCCUCAAGUAAGAAAUUUUAACUUUCCAAAAGAUAAUACAGGCAGAAAGUUUUCAGAAACUUAUUAUACACGGAUUCUUCCAAACGGUGAAAAAACCACUAGAUCCUGGUUACUUUAUUCGACCUCAAAAGAUUCUGUGUUUUGUCUAUAUUGCAGACUCUUUGGGGAAGGAAAAAAUCAACUGAAAAAUGAAAAUGGUUGCAAAGAUUGGCAACAUUUAUCACAUAUUCUUAGUAAACAUGAAGAAAGUGAAAUGCACAUCAACAAUAGUGUUAAGUACUCAAAAUUAAAAUCUGAUCUGAAAAAAAAUAAAGCUAUUGAUGCUGCAGAACGCAGAUUAUAUGAAAAUGAGAAAAAUGAUGGUGCGCUGUUGUUGUACACAUAAUAUACCUGAUUUGUUUUUUGGCAUGAUGAUCAGAAUCUUACAUUACUCAGAAAACAUCUGUGCUGCAAGAGUCAGUACUAUCCUGUUGUAAGUCUCCUCUACAGAGUAACUUGCAACAGUUCCUUAGCAAUAAGUAUGUUAGCAAAUAAAUAGCAAAAAAUGUUUCCAUUCUAAAUCUAAAACUAAUUAGUUUCAAUCAUUAUUAGGCAAUGAAGAUUAACAAUAGUAAUUGUUAAUCUUCAAAAUCUAUCAAUUUACACCUAUUUAAAAAUUGGCAUUUAAUGACUGCCAUUUGAUGGGUUUGGUUAAUAUUCAGUUCUUGGCCAGGCGCGAUGACUCAACGCCUGUAAUCCCAGCACUUUGGGAGGCCCAGGUGGGUAGAUAAUGGAGG
Messenger RNA from Cercocebus atys (sooty mangabey), 2658 nucleotides. It is a transcript of the gene ZMYM5, whose product is annotated as zinc finger, MYM-type 5. Gene Ontology annotation, molecular function: zinc ion binding. The record is from RefSeq and is a predicted model, not a curated record. Bases 267 to 2267 code for a protein of 666 amino acids. Lineage: Eukaryota; Metazoa; Chordata; Mammalia; Primates; Cercopithecidae. The transcript is spliced from 9 exons.